AUGGUGACGCGCUUCGCUCCCCGCGUGAAAUCUCCCCGUCUCGGUCGCUCCAUGUGGGCCGAAGCUGCUCCUCUUCGUUCCGAACCACACCCACCGCCCGUCUUCUCCGUGCCGCCACUGCAAGACCUCAACGCCCGGCUGAAGCGCCUGGUCCAGUCGGGCAGGCUCUCGGACGCGCAGGCCCUGUUCGACGGGGCGCCGCACCGCGACGAGGCCUCCUACUCCGCCCUCCUCGCGGGCCAUGCCGCGGCGGGGGACGUAGCCGGCGCCAUGGCGCUCUUCUCCCGCAUCCGCGCAUCCUCGCUCCCGGCCGCUGACCCCUUCGUGCUCAGCCUCGCGUUCAAGGCCUGCGCCGCGGCCGCCGACGCCAGCCACGCCGCGUCACUGCACGCCUUCGCCGUCAGGUCCUCGGCCGUCUCCUCCGUCUUCGUCGCCACCGCGCUGGCCGACGCCUACGCCAAGGCCGGCCGCCUCGCGCUGGCGCUCAGGGUGUUCGACGAAAUGCCGCUCAAGAACGUGGUCUCCUGGACCACGCUCAUCUCCGCACUGGCGCGGGCCGGCCGCCGCCACGACGCGGUCCGCCGCUUCGCCGAGAUGCGAGCCUCCGGCAUGCCCUGCGACUCGCACGCCUUCGCGGCUGCGCUCACCGCGUGCGCCGACACCGGGCUGCUGUCGCGCGGCCGUGAGGUGCACUCGCUCUGCGCCAAGCUCGGCUUCGACGCCACACCCUACGUCGCCAACACACUUGCCACGCUGUACGCGCGCUGCGGGGACGUCCACCGCGCACUGGCUGCGGUCGGCCGCAUGGGCUCGCGAGACGUUGCCGCGUGGACGACUGUGAUAUCCUCCUACGCGCAGACUGGUCGUGCCAAGGAAGCCAUCCUGGCAUUCGUCGCGAUGCUUCGUGACGGGGCAUCAAACGCGGCAAGGCCCAACGAAUACACAUACGCUGCAGUUAUUGCUGCGUGUGCAAAUAUUUCGUGUGUACAUCUUGGAGAGCAGUUGCACGCGCAAGCUGCACAAAGAGGGUUCGCCAGCUCGCGCUCGGUGGCCAAUUCACUCGUCACACUCUAUGCCCGCGCCGCCGGUCGUCUGUCAGCAGCCGAUGCGGUGUUCCAGGAAAGUGCUGCCAAGGAUGUUGUCUCUUGGAGUGCAAUCAUAUCAGGCUAUGCGCAGGAAGGGCUUGCCGGGGAGGCUUUCGCCCUGUUUACUGAAAUGCGACGGCACCAUUGUCCUCGUCCAAAUGAGUUUACUCUUGCCAGUCUCCUCAGUGCGUGCGCAACUGCUGCGUCACUGGACGCUGGUCGCCAACUCCACGCACUUGCUGUCGCUGCUGGACUUGAACACCAUGCCAUGGUCAGGAGCGCGCUCAUUGACAUGUAUGGAAAGAGUGGCAACAUGUCAGAUGCUGAUGUUGUAUUUUCGAAUCGCACGAAAGAUGAUGUGGUUUCAUGGACCGCGAUGAUCGUCGGGAAUGCUGAGCAUGGCCACAGUGAAAGGGCACUUGAAUUGUUUGAGGAAAUGUGCCGUGUUGGGCUAAAGCCGGACCAUGUUGCGUUCAUUGGUGUGCUCAGUGCUUGCUGUCAUGCUGGGGCAGUUGAGCUUGGAUUGAGGUACCUCAAUGCAAUGAGCAAAAGCUACGGACUGGAGCCGUCAAAGGAGCACUAUGGCUGUGUCGUAGAUUUGUUGGGCAGAGCUGGUAGAAUAGAUGAGGCUGAGGAGUUGAUUGGUGGUAUGGCAGCUAAUGAAAGAGAUGGCGUUGUUUGGACAUCUUUGCUUAGGGCAUGUGCAGCUCGAGGGGAAGAGCAAACCGGGAAGAAAGCUGCAGAGAGGGUAAUGGAGGCAGAGCCAUGGGGUGCAGGAGCACAUGUGGCAAUGGCAAAUCUAUACGCCAGCAAGGGACAGUGGUGUGAGGCAGCACAAGAGAGACAUAUGAUGAAGCAGAAAGGGGUUGUGAAAGGAGUAGGCUGGUCAUCAGUCACAGUUGGAGGGGAGGAGAGGGGAGUUGGGGUGUUUGUUGCAGGUGACCGGACACACCCCCAAGACAAUUUGAUCUAUGAGAUGCUUGACUUGAUUUACUAUGGAGUUGGAAUGGCUCGGUAUGUACCCGAUCAGAUGAAUUUAGCAUCUGAGGUAGAGCUAAUGGUUAACACUUACAGUAGUAGUUAUAACUGA
Molecule: messenger RNA, 2175 nt
Organism: Triticum turgidum subsp. durum (durum wheat)
Lineage: Eukaryota; Viridiplantae; Streptophyta; Magnoliopsida; Poales; Poaceae
Source: the annotation of a GenBank genome assembly